AUGGCUCCCUCCAAAGAGCCCACGAGCACGAAAUGGGACCAUGAGUACCACACGCUCCGAAGGGAGAAGCUGUUUCAGAACCCUCCCACAGAUCGCACGGCCUAUCCUCUCCUUCAACUUGCUGUGAACCCCCACAUCGAAUCUUUCAACGCCCUCUUCCGACCAGACCGCCGGUCAGGCCCCAAUGCCAAAUCUCUCCUCGCCCACGCCCUCGCCGAUAUCGGCACCAAAACCUAUUUUGACACCGAGGCAAACAAGUUGACGAUCCGAUACAAGGAUGUAUCGUUGCAGAGGUCAACCGUGCCCCCGACAAACAAGUUCGCACGUACCCGAGAAAUCUUUCCCGCCGAGUGCAGAGAACGACAUGUCACGUAUCGCGGCAAGCUUUCUGCGACUUUCGAGUAUCAGAUUAACGAUGGCGAACCUCAAGAGUUUACGCGCGACCUCGGACAGGUCCCUAUCAUGAUCAAGUCCAACAAAUGCCAUCUGGAGGGUAACUCGCCAGCACUACUUGUGGAGAGAAAGGAAGAGUCAGAAGAGCUUGGUGGCUACUUCAUCGUCAAUGGUAUCGAGAAGAUCAUUCGACUGCUACUUAUGAACCGACGAAACUUCCCGCUCGCUAUCAACCGGCCGAGUUUCCAAAACCGCGGAGCUUCCUACACUCCCUACGGUAUCAUCAUGCGAUCAGUCAGGCCCGAUGAGACGUCUCAAACCAAUGUCUUGCAUUACUUGAAGGACGGCAACAUCACCUUCCGCUUCUCCUGGAGAAAGAACGAGUAUCUCAUCCCUGUGGUGAUGAUCUUGAAGGCCCUCAUCGAGACAAACGACCGAGAAAUUUUCGAGGGACUGGUUGGUCCACCUGGAUCCAAGGGUAUCGAGAAUACCUUCUUGACAGAUCGGGUCGAAAUGUUGUUGCGCACAUACCACAACUACAGCCUGUUCAGCAAGUCGCAGACUCGUGCCUAUCUUGGCGAGAAGUUCCGAGUUGUGAUGGGAGUACCGGAAACCAUGUCGCAUUAUGACGUGGGCACUGAGUUCCUCCGAAGAAUCGUUCUGGUGCAUCUAGGAAACGUUGAUGUCACUGAGGAGCAGGAUGCGGACAAGUUCAAUAUGCUCCUGUUCAUGAUCCGGAAGCUGUACGCCCUUGUCGCUGGUGACUGCACCGUCGAUAACCCCGAUGCUGUGCAGAACCAGGAAAUUCUUCUUGGCGGUUUCCUCUACGGCCAGAUUCUCAAGGAAAAGCUUGAUGAAUUCCUCUCAACCAGUGUGCGGCUCACAUUGCGAGAUUAUUUCAGGAGAAACUCAGCCAACAUCUUCACCUCCGAGCCGUUCCAGAAAGACUUUCCCGUCGCGAUCUUCAGGAGGGCGAACGAAAAUGUCGGAAACGCACUGGAGUAUUUCCUCUCAACGGGUAAUCUACAAAGUCCGUCUGGGCUAGACCUACAACAGACCUCGGGUUUCACGGUCGUGGCAGAAAAGCUCAACUUCUUGCGCUUCAUCAGCCAUUUCCGCAUGGUACAUCGUGGUAGUUUCUUCGCCCAAUUGAAGACCACGACCGUCCGAAAGCUUCUUCCCGAGUCCUGGGGCUUCCUGUGCCCCGUUCACACGCCUGACGGUGCUCCCUGCGGUCUGCUGAACCACCUUGCGCACAAGUGCAAGAUUCUUACCGAAGCCUCUGACGCUUCCGCGGUGCCCCAGCUUGCUGCAGAGCUUGGCAUCGUUCAAAGCUCAUCUGCUGCUACGGACGAGAGCGUUGUGGUCAUGCUCGAUGGCAAGAUCAUCGGCUGGUCCACACCUACCGAAUCCAAGCGCAUCGCAGACACCUUGCGCCACUGGAAAGUUGACGGCUCGCACCCAGUGCCCCUCAAUCUUGAGAUUGGAUAUGUGCCUCCUUCCAACGGCGGUUCUUACCCUGGUAUCUACAUGUCCUCUGCCCCCGCAAGGAUGGUCAGGCCGGUGAAGUAUCUGCCUUUGGAGAAGGAAGACUUCGUCGGCCCCUACGAGCAGCCGUACAUGUCUAUCGCCUGCACGGAGCCAGAAAUUGUGUCUGGCCUGUCCAGCCACGUCGAGUUCGACCCCACCAACAUUCUUUCUAUCCUGGCCAACAUGACUCCCUUCUCAGACUUCAACCAGUCCCCUCGAAACAUGUAUCAGUGUCAAAUGGGUAAACAAACCAUGGGUACUCCUGGAACCGCUAUCCGUUACCGGACAGACAACAAGAUGUAUCGUCUUCAGACUGGUCAAACUCCAAUUGUCCGUGCUCCGUUGCACAACGACUACGGUUUCGACAAUUUCCCCAACGGAACAAACUGCGUCGUUGCAGUCAUCUCGUACACUGGUUAUGACAUGGACGACGCUAUGAUCAUCAACAAAUCCGCUCACGAACGAGGCUUCGGUCACGGUACGAUUUACAAGACGAAGAAGAUUAGUCUGAAGGAUGACUCGAGAACACGCUCAUCUAAGAGUGCGAGCAAGCUCUUUGGUUUUGCACCCACUGGCGCGAUCAAGGCACAGCAUCGGGAGGUUCUGGACGAGGACGGUCUUCCCUAUGUCGGACGCAUGGUAGAACCUGGCGAUAUCAUCUGUGCUUGGCAUACAGUGUCGGCCGAUUAUAAUGGUUCGCUGAUUAACCGUGACGGUAUUACCCAUUUUGAAAAGUACAAGGAUGAAGAGACUGCCUUUAUCGAGGAAGUCAGGGUCAUUGGCAGUGAGACUGGCAGCGAACCGGCGCAGACGAUCUCCAUCAAGUUCCGCAUUCCGCGUGCGCCUGUCAUCGGCGACAAGUUCUCGUCUCGGCACGGUCAAAAGGGUGUAUGCUCGCAAAAAUGGCCUGCCACCGACAUGCCUUUCUCAGAGUCCGGUAUACAGCCCGAUGUUAUCAUCAACCCCCACGCUUUCCCGUCUCGAAUGACCAUCGGUAUGUUUGUCGAGUCGCUGGCUGGAAAGGCGGGCGCUCUUCACGGCCUGGCCCAGGACUCUACUCCCUUCAAGUUCGACGAGCACAACACGGCGGCCGAUUACUUUGGCCACCAGCUCAUGAAGGCUGGUUACAACUACCACGGUAAUGAGCCAAUGUACUCGGGUAUCACAGGCGAGGAACUUGCAGCGGAUAUCUACGUCGGUGUGGUUUACUAUCAGCGUCUCAGACACAUGGUGAACGACAAGUACCAAGUACGAACGACUGGCCCGAUCGUGCCGACCACGGGUCAGCCAAUCAAGGGAAGGAAACGUGGUGGCGGUAUCCGUGUCGGUGAGAUGGAGCGCGAUGCCUUGCUUGCUCACGGCACAGCAUUCCUCCUCCAAGACCGUCUGCUCAACUGCUCGGACUAUUCUCGCAGCUGGAUCUGUCGGACAUGCGGGUCUUUCCUGUCUGUCCAGCCGACCGUCUCGCCCUUUGUCGGCAAGAGGAAAGCCAUCAACACCGUGCGGUGCAGGAACUGCGCGAAGCGGUUGGAUCAGAUCGAGGAUCUGGACGUGUCGCGAUUGGACGGCGAGAUCUGGGAGGAUGGGCAGGGCGUACAGUGGAUCGGUGGCACAAACACCACCAUUGUCGUGGUGCCGGGAGCUCUCAAGUUCUUGGACGUGGAGCUCGCAGCUAUGGGUGUGAAGCUCAAGUACAGGGUCGAUCCCAAGGAUGCCCCGCGGAAAGGGCCGCUCAAGCAGGCCGCGUUCGACGGCGUCAAUGUGGAGAAGGUCAAGAGGAUAGAGCCUCCGGCGCAAAACGGUUCGGUUUAA
This is a messenger RNA of Thyridium curvatum, 3735 nucleotides long. RefSeq lists its product as uncharacterized. Gene Ontology annotation, biological process: DNA-templated transcription. The record is from RefSeq and is a predicted model, not a curated record. Bases 1 to 3735 code for a protein of 1244 amino acids. Lineage: Eukaryota; Fungi; Ascomycota; Sordariomycetes; Thyridiales; Thyridiaceae. Gene Ontology annotation, cellular component: nucleus; RNA polymerase I complex. Gene Ontology annotation, molecular function: ribonucleoside binding; DNA binding; DNA-directed RNA polymerase activity. The transcript is spliced from 2 exons.